Messenger RNA from Myxocyprinus asiaticus (Chinese sucker), 2460 nucleotides. RefSeq names its product solute carrier family 23 member 1-like. The transcript is spliced from 12 exons. Gene Ontology annotation, molecular function: transmembrane transporter activity. Gene Ontology annotation, cellular component: membrane. Lineage: Eukaryota; Metazoa; Chordata; Actinopteri; Cypriniformes; Catostomidae. The coding region runs from base 81 to 1940 and encodes 619 amino acids. The record is from RefSeq and is a predicted model, not a curated record. Gene Ontology annotation, biological process: transmembrane transport.
AAUUGUCAUUGAGGAUUGUACAUGUUCUCUUGAGUCCAGCGCGCGCACACACACACACACACACACACACACACACAGUCAUGGCUCCAGAGAAGACGAGUAAUGGGCUGGACAACUACGCAUUUACUGGUGACGGUGCGGACCGCUUCUGUGAGUUGCCAGAGAAUAAAAAUGGAAACGAUGAUUUUUCAGAGGAGGGAGAUGGUGACAAACUAGCAUAUUGUGUCACAGAUAUCCCACCAUGGUACCUUUGCAUCAUUUUGGGGAUUCAACACUGUCUCACAGCGUUUGGUGGCAUUAUCGCCAUUCCUCUGAUCCUGUCUCAGGGUUUGUGUCUACAGCACGAUGGACUCACUCAGAGUCACCUCAUCAGCACCAUUUUCUUCGUGUCGGGGUUGUGCACUUUACUGCAGGUCACGUUUGGAGUGAGGUUACCCAUUCUCCAGGGUGGCACUUUUACUCUUCUAGUACCCUCCAUGGCUUUUCUGUCAAUGCCUGAAUGGAGCUGUCCGGCCUGGACACAGAAUGCCAGUAUGGUGAACACCACCUCACCAGAGUUCAUCCACGUUUGGCAGAGCCGCAUGCAGGUGCUUCAAGGGUCCAUCAUGGUGGGCUCCCUGUUUCAAGUGCUGGUGGGAUUCUCGGGUCUCAUUGGCCUCUUCAUGCGUUUCAUUGGCCCUUUGACCAUUGCACCAACCAUUUCACUCAUUGGCCUGUCGCUGUUUGACUCCGCUGGCAUGAACGCAGGAGACCACUGGGGUAUCUCUGCCAUGACAACAUGUUUAAUAGUGAUAUUCUCACAGUAUCUCCGGCAUAUCGCCAUCCCCUUCCCCUCAUACAGCCAAGACAAGAAGUUCCACAUCAGCAGGAUGUACAUAUUUCAGAUUCUGCCUGUCCUGCUGGGAAUCACUCUAUCGUGGUUGAUUUGCUACAUCCUGACCAUCUACAAUGUCCUGCCAUCAGACCCUGAGCAGUAUGGUCAUCUGGCACGGACUGAUGUUAAACGAGAUGUGACUGGAAGAGCGCCUUGGUUCAGAGUUCCCUACCCAGGUCAAUGGGGUGUGCCAUCUGUGAGUCUGGGAGGGGUUUUCGGGAUCCUGGCAGGGGUCAUUUCCUCGAUGAUCGAGUCAGUGGGUGAUUAUCACGCCUGUGCCCGAUUAUCAGGUGCCCCUCCACCACCCAGACAUGCCAUUAACAGGGGCAUUGGUAUUGAAGGCAUUGGCUGUCUGCUGGCAGGUGCUUGGGGCACCGGCAAUGGAACCACCUCCUACAGCGAGAAUGUCGGAGCGUUGGGAAUCACCAAAGUCGGCAGUCGCAUGGUGAUUGUGGCCAGCGGGUUUAUAAUGAUCAUAAUGGGAGUGUUUGGGAAAAUUGGAGCCAUCUUCAGCACAAUACCGACUCCUGUGAUUGGAGGGAUGUUUUUGGUCAUGUUCGGGGUAAUUACUGCAGCAGGAGUUUCAAACCUACAGUACGCCGAUAUGAACUCUUCACGCAACAUCUUCAUCUUUGGAUUCUCCUUGUUCACUGGGCUUGUGAUUCCCAACUGGAUACUGAAAAAUCCCACAGCCAUUGCAACAGGUGUUGUUGAACUGGAUCAGGUGCUUCAAGUACUUCUCACAACCAGUAUGUUUGUUGGAGGAUUCUUUGGAUUUCUCCUUGAUAACACGAUCCCUGGAACAAAGCAUGAACGGGGCAUCGUCGCGUGGAACAGUGCUCACCAAAACGAGUCUGAGAACGCACUGGAAAGUGACGAUGUGUACGGGCUACCCUGUGGAAUGACUGCUCGUUUCUUGACUUUCUCCUGGACCAAAUAUGUGCCUUUCUUCCCUUCACACAAAAACCCCUCACGGGAUGACACGCCGUCCAGCUUGGAUUCUCUGGACAUGAAAACGGAGCCGAACAAAGAUGGUUCACACAUCAUAGUUGGCAUGGCAUUAUAGUCUGUGAUGAGUACUUGUGUUCAUCUGUGUACGGGUGAUGCAGAAAAGGCUCCUUUGACUCCUGAAUCACCUGCUGAGGUGUAAUGACUCACUGAACUGAGAAGGCAGCUACUCUGAUUCACUGAACAAAUAUCUUAUAUUUCUAAUCUGCAGCAGUACAGUUCAAACACAUAUCGCUCUAUUUUCAUGUGUAUGAACACUGGAUAAAGCAAAGUACUUAAUUCUCUGUAAACAUAGUAUUAAUAAGGACCAUUUUAAUGUUUAAUGUUAUUUAAUGUUAAUAUUGUUAAUGGUGCCUUUGGGGGUGAAAUAAGGAAGUGCUUCAUUUAAUAACAGAAAACAAUGGCAAACUUUAUCUAAUCACCAUGUUUUUAUGUCUCAUGUUUCCCUUUGUUAAAAUGCUCAGAAUUUUAAAAUAAAAGAUUAUAUAGCUGACAUACUGAAUAUUGUUCAUAUAUUUUAUGUUUUGUUGAAAUUGUUUUACUAUUAUAAAUCUAAAAUCGACAAAAUAAUUUUUCUC